Molecule: messenger RNA, 975 nt
Organism: Phoenix dactylifera (date palm)
Lineage: Eukaryota; Viridiplantae; Streptophyta; Magnoliopsida; Arecales; Arecaceae
Source: RefSeq, a predicted model, not a curated record
UCAUCAUUUUAAAUGGCGGCCCGGAUCCACAGGCCAUAGCACACGGUCGGUCUGGGCAAAGAGAAGUCUCUCUCUGGUCCAACUUGUGUUUGGCGGCGAUCCAACCGUCCCAACAACAGCUGUCACCCAUAAAAGGCGGUGAGGGGACGACGUAUCCCCCACAACCCCCUCGUUACCUUUCCUCCUAUUUGUUGCGCCUGCGCUCUCCUCGAUCUACUUCAGAGUCCAGAGAGAUCCGGAUCUGGUCUGCUCCUUCUCCACUAGCAAUUCCAGAUCUAGACUCGUAGAUCCGGCCAUGGCGGCGCGACCGGCAGUGCUUUCCCUCCUCCUCCUCCUCAUCUCCGUGAAGGCGUAUCUCGCGUCUUCCGACUUCCCACCCUCGCCUGUCCCUGGAGGACCCAUCCCGGCCCCGACAUCGCCCACCAAGUCGCUUCCACCAUCGCCGGCUCCCGCGAUGGGUCCGGCCGCCCCAUCGCCGGCAUUCUCGCCCCUGGCAAGGCCGAUGCCCCCUACGUCCCCACCGUCCCCGGCGAAUCCAUCAACUCCGUCCCCAUCGCCGGCGCCCGCGCCGGCGCCGGCCGAGGAGGUCGUCCUGGACGGCGAAAAGAGCGACGAGCAGGCCGGGGUGGAGGACAGCUCCGGCGGGAUGAGCGGGGGGAAGAAGGCCGGGAUCACGGUGGGGGUUUUGGCGGCGGCGGCCGCGGUGGGACUGGGAGCCAUGGUCUACAAGAAACGACGGGAGAACGUCCGGCGGUCCAGGUACGGCUACGCUACCCGGAGGGAGAUGCUCUGAAAACCAUGUACCAUCAUCAUCAUCAAUUAUUAUUAUCAGGAGAAAAAAAAGAGAGAGGUUCGGAGAAGUUUUAUUUAGUCUAAUUUCUUUUUCCUAUUAUUAAAAUGAUAUUGGUUUGAUUGUAAAUCUGUUUUUGUCUGCUAUUGGAGUUAAAGAGUAAUUGCCAUCAUUUCUUUUUUUUU